CCCCUAUAGCGUAGAAGGUAGAGAAAGGUUUCUUCCUAUGGUAUUCGUUUGUCAGGUUUCGAGGAAAGUUCAAUUUGCAAUAAAAUUUUCACUCGUUUUCCCUCGUUCUUCGCCAGCAAGAUCCUUUUCUCUUCUUCGUCUUCGUCUUCUGCUCAAUUACUUCUUAUUUUCUAUCCACCGCCAAAUCAAACCUCAUCACUGCUAAUAUUUCAUAAAUAAACAAACAGAAGAAUCCUUCGUUUUUCACUUUCUGUUUGCGCAAAUUAUGUUGCAUCGAAGCUUCAAGCCCGCAAAGUGCAAAACGCAAUUGAGGCUCGCCGUUUCACGCAUAAAGCUUUUGAAGAAUAAGAGAGAAGCACAGGUGAAGCAACUCAAGAGAGAGUUGGCUCAAUUGCUCGAGUCUGGUCAGGACCGAACUGCUAGAAUCCGGGUUGAACAUGUUGUCAGGGAGGAGAAGACGAUGGCAGCUUAUGAUCUCGUUGAGAUAUACUGUGAACUUAUCGCUGCACGUUUGCCCAUGAUCGAAUCACAAAAAACCUGCCCCAUUGACUUGAAGGAAGCGGUUUCAAGUGUAAUAUUUGCAUCUCCAAGAUGUUCAGACAUACCAGAGUUGGUAGAUGUGAAGAAGCAAUUAACGUCCAAGUACGGAAAAGAAUUUGUCUCUGCAGCUGUUGAGCUACGCCCUGACUGUGGUGUAAGUCGUAUGUUGGUCGAGAAAUUGUCUGCCAAAGCACCUGAUGGUCCAACCAAGAUAAAAAUAUUGGCUGCAAUUGCUGAGGAGCAUAAUAUCAAAUGGGAGCCCAAGUCAUUUGAAGAAAAUGAUGUAAAGUCUUCUCAAGACUUGUUGGUUGGGCCAAGUACUUCUGAGAAGGCUUCUUAUGCUGAACCUUCCCAAAUCCACGUUCCACCUGUCCAUGAUGAAAUGGGUCCAUCCAAUGUACGUUCUUCCUCACAAGUUAAACCAAUGCAUCAUGUAUCUACAAAUUCAUAUGAGCAGACUGCAAGUGCUGCUGCUAGAAAGAAUCAGUCCACAACAUCAGGUGUGUCUGAUCAAGAGAUUAGAUCUUCAGGAACUGGAAGUCAAGAAACGGAUUUUCUAGAUUCAUACUCUGACAACAGGAGUGCUUUUCCUAUGAGUAGGCAUAAUUGGAACAUGGAAUUCAAGGAUGCUGCCUCUGCUGCACAGGCAGCUGCAGAAUCUGCUGAACGUGCUAGCAUGGCUGCAAGGGCAGCUGCUGAACUUUCAAACCGUGAAAACAUGACAAGGCAGUAUUCAGGUGGAUCACAUAGUUCUUCUGGCAACGGGUUGAGAGAUGAAAGACCCCAAGGAUACACCUUUCAUGAUGACAAAAAUAUUUCUACAAGUUCUGUUCAUGGUAACUUCCAUAGAAGCAGUUCUGAGGCGCACAAUGAACAGAUUUCUGCUAGAGAACAAGAUAAUCUGGUAGGACACAGCGAAUAUUACAGGACCAGUAAUGAGAAUGUGGUAAAACAUUUCCAAUCGGCUUCAUCGAUGUCUGGUAGUGCUUUUGGAGACGAUAAAAUUUUUACGGAUGGUUCUCAAACGGCUGAUAUGUAUCAUCAUAGGAACUCAUUUGAGCAAAAGAAUAUUGACUUACAUGAAACGAAUUUAAGUAUGCAACCAGGUAGACAUGAAGAAGAUUUUGAGACUGACCUAUAUGAUGACAGAGAUUUGAAUACUGAAAACAAUUAUCACUUUGGAGAUGCAAGGACAAAUAAACCAUCCAGAAAAGCUUCCGCUUCUCAUCUCGUUACUCCAAGUGAUGAUCACAGUGAUGAUUUGGACUUGAAUGGCUGGAAGACUGAGAACAAAGCUGUGGAAGACCUUUUUGUUGAUGAUGAAGCAAACACUCAGAGAAACUUUACAGGAACAGCUUCUUAUAAUGGUACCUCUGUUCUGUUCGAUGAUUCUGGACCGGAGGAUGAUGAUGAAUAUAAGUUUGAUGUUGAUAAGAAGUACAAUAGGGAAGGAUCUAGUUUGUUUGUCUCAUCCCCUGGUAGCAGAUCGCAAGUUGAUUCUUGGAGGCAUGGACAAAACAUUGAUGAAAAAGUGACAAGUUUUAGUACAAAGUCACAUUUUUCUGAGGUUCCUGAAAGAUUGACAGCAUCUGCAGUUUCUUCUGAAAAAGAAGACAUGUUGCCCGUCACUUUUGAUGAUUCAGAUGACCCAGGUUCAGAUAGCGAUGUGGUGGGUUUGGUCGAGUCUAAGGUUUCUGGGCUCUCUGAUUAUGGAAGUUCUUCCCUUAAUGCCGUUGCAAGUCAUGGGAAUCUAGGGUCCUCAUCAAGAAAUGAUAAAAAUACGAUGGGCACUGACAGAAAGUUGUCACCUUCAGUUGGUUCAGAUACCAUCGAAGAUCAUUUUGAAAGAAGAAGGAUAGACACCGCUACUGUGUCAGAAAAGAAUUUUGGCUUUGAUGACUUUUCAGCCAGUCUGCCAUCUACAAAGGAAAGAAGCUCUACAUCGGGUUUGGAUCAUGAGGCAAAUAAUGAUACUGAAACUAUAGAGGAAUUUCACACAGAAAGUAGCAAGGAAUUUGGCUAUGGUACCUUGAAGGGUGGUCUUCGCAAUAAACAUUCUAAGCGGCCACCUUAUAUUAAGAAUACGUUGGAUGGUGUUUCGUCAUCAUUGGGGAACACUUCAAUCCGAAAUGAAAGAUCUUUGCUUACUGGGAUUGCUUCAAUCGGUUUUGAUACUCCUGAGCAGGACAGGUACACGAGGGAAGUGAGCAGAGGAAACAAGACUGCGACCUCGGUAUUGGACAGCAUAUCUUCCGAUUCUGAUAGUUAUCGUGUAGUUGCAAAUUCACAGGAGACUCCUGCUACUACUAUUGAACCUGACAUUCAGAAAGAGAAAAGUGAAGCAAAAAAUAAAUCAAGCUCAAGGGCCUCUGUUACAUACUUUGAUUCUGAUAAUAGUGAUUUUGAAGAUGAACUUCCUAAACAAAAUUCACCUGGUUUUGUCCGUCCUGUCAGUGGAAUGUCUCGAAGGACAUCAGCUUCUCCUAAAGCCGGCACAGGUUUAAGUUCAAGGGAUGCUCCUUUAUCCAGGGCGUCUGUGGCUCCUGCUACAACACUUGGAUGGAAAUCUUCAAGGACUUCUUAUGAGAAUACUAAUCAAAAUGCUUCAUCCAUGACGAGGAGCUCUGAAAAUUUGACAGGAACGAAGCCUGGAUCAGCCAAAAAUAAAGCAACUGAGCCAGUUUCAGAACCGAGAAGAUCCUUGCAUGGGGAGGUUUCGGAAUCGCCUGCAAGGUUACAACCUUCCAGUGUUUCUAAAACAGUGAUACAAGAUAAUAAAGAGGGCCAAGAUGAUUCAUAUGGAGAUGCUUCCUCUAAUAAGAAGGCUGUGCACGUUCAUCCGAAGUUACCCGAUUACGAUUCUUUUGCUGCCCACUUCUUGUCUCUUAAGAAGGGUCGUCCUUAAAUUCUACUCGCCUCAAUAUAGCAACAUAGCUACUGGUACAUAAUCUUGAUGGCUUAUCUUUCUUUUGCAGCCUGUAUUGUUACACUUAGAUGCGUGAUUUGAUAGUUAAAUUAUUUGAGGAAUAAGGAUGGGAUUUGUAUUUUUCUAGAAUAAAUUGAGUCAGAGUGUAUAGGUUUCACUAUCACAUUUUUGUUACAUCACAAUUUGAGGACUAUUGCACAUAGUUGAAUAUUUCACUGUAAAUAUUUAGCUUAUGCCACAUUCAUUCAUGUACUUCCGCUUAUACUAAAUAAUUAUGGUUUCGUCUAUACAAA
Messenger RNA from Vigna radiata var. radiata (mung bean), 3759 nucleotides. RefSeq lists its product as uncharacterized. NCBI's taxonomy places the organism in Eukaryota, Viridiplantae, Streptophyta, Magnoliopsida, Fabales, Fabaceae. Gene Ontology annotation, biological process: protein transport. The transcript has 7 exons. Bases 266 to 3445 code for a protein of 1059 amino acids. The record is from RefSeq and is a predicted model, not a curated record.